Messenger RNA from Columba livia (rock pigeon), 7148 nucleotides. It is a transcript of the gene UNC13D, whose product is annotated as unc-13 homolog D. Gene Ontology annotation, cellular component: exocytic vesicle. NCBI's taxonomy places the organism in Eukaryota, Metazoa, Chordata, Aves, Columbiformes, Columbidae. The transcript has 32 exons. The coding region runs from base 3476 to 6676 and encodes 1066 amino acids. Gene Ontology annotation, biological process: secretion. The record is from RefSeq and is a predicted model, not a curated record.
UGCGGAGGGUCCCUUCCUACCAGGUAUUCUUUUAAAGGGAAUAUAACCUUUAAAGAGGGUGAUAAUGCUUCUUCUUUAGUGAUUCAUUUUCUCAGCAGCACCUAUAACCCCAUGCAGAGUGAACUGUGGACUUUAUUUGCAGCGGGGGCAGCCUGUGACCCCACAGGACUUUAGCCCUGCAGCCUGUGCGGAAAAGGGUUUUCCUUUUGGACGAGUUGUUUUUAAGGAAUGGAAGGGUUCACUCUACCUUGUAUUCACUCAUGGUGACUUUGGGGAGGCAGACUGAUGUUGUGUGGAGGGAGGGCUGCUUUAGGGAAUGCUGACCCUCUCCCUUUGUCGCUUUUCUUUUGUCUCCCCUAAAGUCCCUUUACAGACUUGGGGUGUCUGGGAUGUUUUGCGAGGCCCUGGCUGGUCACCCUGCAGGUUUGGGGCAUGGAGUUUAUUGGGAUUGUGUCUCCUAACCAGAAAUCUGUGCUACUUCUGGAGUUGUUUUAUAGGGCUUUUCUUAUUGUUUCCUGGAUGAGACGUAAUUCGAGGUGCAAAUACGAUAUGUGCACUCAGCGACUUUUGUCACUGGUGUUUUGUGGAGCAGGUGGCUGUUGGUAAAACCCAGCAGGAAAAAAAGGAUAUUUGCUGCUAUUGAAACAAAAUCACCAAACCUAAGGACAUAGUUUAGUGCUGGAGUUGGGUUAUAGUUGAACUUGUUGGUCUCUUCCAACCAAGAUGAUUCUAUACAUUCUAAACUACUCUCCCUUUGCACACACAGAGGUUCAAAGCCACACGAGACCUUCUGUAAGGGGUCUCUGUAAGCUGGUCUCUGGUGGGGGCACGUGCUGCCCACCCUGCCCGGCUCUGCCUGCGCGUUUCCAGACGGGUUUGCAAACCAGCCCCGAGCAGCGCAGCGACCAGCUGGGGAAAGUGCUGUUUUAACAGACACUUCCAUGUUGAAGCUGAAGUUUUCCUCUAUAAAACCUGCAAAUUCCCAGCACAGCCACCAGCUCCUGGCUGGAGAAUGCUUGACUGAUGCUUAGCAAUGCUAAUGAUCGCAGUUGGUUUUAUUUCUUCAGCCUUACAAGGAGAAGGGAGGCGGGUUUGAGGUUUAACUAAAUUCUUACUAGUUGUUGUCUCUGUGCUGGUUGUAGUAAGAGAUUUUUUUUGACCCCUGUUAUUUUUUGUUGGCAAGAAGCAGUGAAAGGCGUGAGCAGAUAGGGGAUGCUGUGUCUGCGUCCUGCCUUGAUCUCUGUGGUUGCUCUUCGCGCGGCCAGAUUUUGCUUCUGCAAUCAAAGCUAAAAGCAAAGACAACAGCUAUCAUUUUCAAAUGCCAUCAUGCACUUUACAGCUCUACUUCCCACUGACAACAUUUUGCAGUGGAGCACAGCACUAAUGUCCCAGGUCGAUAAACAGCAUUUGUUUGUGUCAAGGGAGAGGGAUGCAGAGUAGAAAUCUGCUGUGUCCCUUUCCAUCAGCAAGGGAGGAGAUGUCUUUAAACUGUUUGCCCAAGGUGAAGCAAAUGCAAGGCUGAGGUUGGGCGAGCACCUCCGAGAAUCUCUGCCAGCAAAGGGGACAGGUGCCCCCACCGGGCAUGGGGUGAUGAGGUGGUUCCUCCACCAAACUGGGGAGCACAGAGAAAGUGAUGCUGAAGCCAGAUUCCUCAGGUCUACUGGGCUGGUGCCUGGGGGCAGUUACAAAAGAGCCCUCCUGGCAUGGUGGGGGAGCAGAGGUGUAACGAGCAGCUUUUUACAGACCUCAGGGAUGAGGCUGAACCAUGGCUGCGAGGGCAGGGAUGGAUUUCAGCUUUUCCGUGUCUCACUGUAUCUCUGGAUUUUUAUUCUGUAGAUUAGCUCAGCACCCCCCUGCCCUGGAACAAACUGUGUGUGCUGUGCCCCCCACAGCCCCGGUCCCGUGCUGGCUGGUGUGGAUAAAGAAAACCUGCCCCCACAUCGACCCACGGCUGGCAGCCCUGUUUCCAUCUCCCGGUCCCCCAGCUUCAGGGAUCCCCUUUUGCCAAUAUAACCUGCCCUUACAGGGUUUCAAGGCAAAGGGAAGUUAUGUCUUUCCUAAAGCAGCCUUAAUUAAGGAACUAGAUGAUUGCAAGGAUGAAAGGGACUGGGUGCCUGCAUCCCCUCCCAUCCUCUCACAGGGAUGCUGCUGCCAGUAUCUCCUGCAGCUCUUUGCAGCCCUGGUUGGAGCCAGCAUCACUGCAGGUGCCUCCAUGCUGUUGGAGUCAUCUCUUCACAAUGCCUUGUACAGCAGUUGAGGGGACAGACCUUCCAGUGCAGUCUCCACAGUCAUGGUUUCCUGCUUGGAUUAAGCAGAAAUCCCUGACAGGCUUCACAGCACCAAUUAAGCAAACAGCAAGCCUCUGUGCCCCAUGUUGCGUCUGAAUCAUCUUGCUUACAGCUCCAAGGGGUGUCUGGGGGCCAGAAAUAGGAAGGCUGGCAAGCCAAAAACUCCCCUCGAUGGAGAGCUCAGCAUCAGCCAUGGUCACUGUCCUGCUUUGCAGGGCCUGGCGGUGCUCAGCGGCCGCAGCAGCGACAUGCAAGUGUUGAGCACAGGCUGAUGUCCUUCCCCGGGCUGUGUAUAAACACACGAAACGCCCUGGAGCAAACCAGCUCUUCCCUCGGUCAUCUCCUGGGCUGCAGCUCCCCCAGUUGCCAUCAGCGUAGCAUUUCGAUAGGGAUCUCAGAGGGGUGGGCGCUGCUGCCGGGCUGUGAUAGACAACUGCCUGCUGCGUUGCAAUCAGAUAAAGUGUUUACAAGAAUGAAAGCUGCCAGCAAAGUACAAGUUUUUAACUCCAUUUCCUGCUGGUUUUUUUUGUUCUCAGUAACCAGCUAUGCCUGGCCAGCUUGUUUGGGAUAAAGGCCACACGGCCUUUCUUGGUGCCGUUCGUGGCACAUGCACCGACUGCAUCAGUUCUCAGCCCAACCUUGUUCAACCCACUCGGGUGCCACAGGGAUUUCCCACCCUGCAGCUUUUGCAGGGGGUUUCAGAUCCUCUCCAUCCCCCGGGGCUGAAAAUGGCUUCAGCUUCCUGCAGGGUCCCCAUCUGCACUUACAGAGCAUGAUGGAACUGCACUGGAGACCAGACUCUCCAUGUUGUUUCCCGCCACCCCAUUUCCUUGCUGGACUUUGCCUUCUCAGGACUAUUUCCAUCCACAUGCUCCCAAUUAAUUCCUCACUCAUUAAUAAUAGCAGGGCCUGGAUGUGACACGUUAUUUUGCCGCCAUCUCAUCUGUGCCACCAAGUCCCCAUCACUGAGGGGCUGACCUAGCAGGAUGGAGUGGCGAGAAGUGGGACUGGCGCGCCUGCGUCCUGGUGCUGCUCUCGAAGGCGGCUCACACGCGUUUCCGUUCGUUCAAGUGGCCGUGGCGAGAUAAGGUCUGUGGUUUCCUCCAAGUAUGUGAGCGAGGUGGAGAGGCUGCACUGGCAGCCAGAGCUGCAGCCGCUCCCCUGCUCCGCGUUCAGCCUCCCCCAAGAUGGAUGCUGCCGGCGGGACCCCCGUGGGGACCCUCCCUGGGGAGGAGAGCGCUGAGAUGGAUCUGUCCCACCGGUUGUCCAAGAGAGAGCUGGCCCUGCUCUAUGAGGAGGUCCUCUACACCAUCCAGCACCGCCUGGGUAAACCCGAGCACCACCACGUCGCCGACUCCCAGGAGCUCUAUGCUUACGUGCAAAAGGCUUUCAGCAUGGAUGCGGAGGAGCACAGGCUCAUCAUGCAGCAGGUCAAGGAACUGGAGAGCCCAAUUUUCUGCCUGAAAGCAACCGUGAAGGAAGCCAAGGGGAUUUUGGGUAAAGACGUCAGCGGUUUCAGCGACCCAUACUGCCUGCUGGGCAUCGAGGCCAAGAGCCAAGAACCGGCCCACGCCGAUCACAAGAAGCGGAUGAAGGCUGUGGUCAAAGACCUCAUCCCUGAAGACCAAAUCCAUCGCACACAAGUCAUAAGCCAGACCCUCAACCCGGUGUGGGACGAGACAUUCAUUCUGGAGUUUGGAGACGUGGAGACGGCCAGCUUCCACCUGGACAUGUGGGACUCGGACAUGGUGGAGUCGGUGCGGCACAAGCUGGGGGAGCUGACAGAUCUCCAUGGCCUCAAACGGAUCUUUAAAGAUGCUCGCAAAGACAAAGGGCAGGAUGAUUUCCUGGGAAAUGUGGUCCUUCGCCUGAAGGACCUGCACUGCUGGGAUGACCGGUGGUACCAGCUGGAGCCACGGACUGAGACGUAUCCCAACCGGGGACAGUGUCACCUGCAGUUCCUGCUGACCCACAAGAAGAGGGCCACCACGAGCAGCAGGACACAGCCGAGCUACACUGUACAUCGCCACCUCCUGCAGCAGCUGGUGUCCUAUGAGAUCCUUCAGCACCAGGCCGGCAGCAUCGCCUGGGACGGGGAGCUGAGCAGGCACGCCAGCACCGUGCUGUACCUGCAUGCCACGCAGAAGGAUCUCUCUGACUUCCACCAGGUCAUGGCGCAGUGGCUGGCGUACAGCAAGCUCUACCAGAGCCUGGAGUUCAACAGCAACAGCCUGCUCCACCAGAUCACCAGCAUUGAGUACCAGUGGGUGCAGGAGCGGCUGAGGCCAGAGCAGAAAGCAGAGCUGGCCGAGUCCUUCCAGUCCUUGCUGACUUACGGGGUCUCCCUCAUCCGGAGGUACCGCAUCAUUUUCCCCCUCUCUGUCCCGAGGUCCCUGGAGAGGCUCCAGUCCCUGCUGCGGGUCCUGGUCCAGAUGUGCAAAAUGAAAGCCUUCCGGGAGCUGUGCACACCCAGCCCUGACCUCCCCCAGAUGGUCUCCGUGGCCCUGAAGUCAGGCACCACGGAGUGGUUUCAUAUGAAGAAGCAGCACCUCAAGCCCAUGGUGAAGAGCACGGAGGAGAAUGGCAAAGCCUUGUCCAGACUCCUCCUGGAGGUGAUAGGAGAUCUCCAGCAGUGCCAGAAGGUCUGGAAUAAGUUCUUCAUCAACACUUUGAAGUUGAAUCUCUUCUCCAUCGCCUACCUGGAGCUGGAGAGCCUGGUUGCAGAGCAUGUCCAGGAGGAACUGCGUGAGGUCGACAGCAGCAUGUCCAAGCCCACGGCCGAGAGCCUUUUCCAGCUCUACCUGAACCUGCAGGAGCUCUAUCGGAUGAAGGAUUUCGUCCCAAAGAGGGAUGGACCUCUGGCUCUGAGCAAUUUCCACCAGUGGUUCAAGGAAGCUGUGCCCCAGUGGUUGCAGAAGGCCUACACCAUCGCAUUGGAGAGGGCACAGAGGGCUGUCCAGAUGGACCAGCUGGUGCCUUUUGGGGAGCACAACAAGCACAGCACAUCCACCGUCGACCUGUCUACCUGCUACGCCCAGAUCGUGAAGACCUGGCAGCAGCUCAACUGGCCUGACCCUGAGGAAGCCUUUAUGAUCAUGGUGAAGCUCGUGGAGGACAUGUGCAAAAUCGCCCUGAUGUACUGCCGGCUCAUCAAGGAGAGGGCUGAGGCUCUGUCACUCAGAGAGCAGAAUGAGGGCGAAGCUGCCAACAGGCUCUGCAUCGUGGUGAACAACGUCAAACAGCUGCGGCUGCUGAUCCUGAAGCUGCCAUUGCAGCUGGACUGGGCCCAGCUGGAGCAGCGCACAGGGGCCAUCAUUGACCAGCAGCAGAUCCAGCACACGCUGCACCACCAGCUUGACAGCACUGUCUCCUGCCUGGACCACGAGGUCCGGGAUGUAGUCCAAGCCCUGGCUACCAAGCUGGAGAAGGGCAUCGCCAGGCACAUCCAGGAGCUCUCAUCUUCCAACGACACUGGGGAGCCCGAGGAUGCCAUCAUCCCGCUCAUGAAGUUCCUGGAGUCGGAGCUGCAGUAUCUCAAUGAGCAUCUGGUCCAGGAGAACUUCAAAAGCCUCCUCACUCUCCUCUGGCAUCACACCCUGGCCGUGCUGUCAGCAGCCGCGGGGCAGCAGGUCUCCUCGGCCCAGCGCUACAAGAAGCUGCACUGUGCCCUGAAGAGCCUGGAGCUGUGCUUCCAUGCCGAGGGCUGUGGGCUGCCGCUGGAGACCCUCCGCACAGCAGCCUUCCAGUCGCUGGAGCCGCACCUGGCCCUCUGCUCCGCCACCAGCCGCAAACUCAUCCAGAAAUACUUCAGCAACAGGAUCCAGCAGCAGCUGAACACCAGUUCAGAGAAGUACGGAGCCGUGACGAUCAAAGCGCUGUACCGCCCUUCGGAGCAGAAGCUGCACGUGGAAGUGCUCAACGCCGUCAACCUCAUCCCACUGGACUCCAAUGGCUCCAGUGACCCCUUCGUCCAGCUCACCCUGGAGCCCCGGCACGAGUUCCCCGAGGUGGUGGCCCGGACCACCCAGUGCAAGAAGAAUGAGCUGCACCCCCUCUUCGAUGAAGCCUUCGACUUCUUGAUCCCCCCCGAGAAGUGCCGGCAGGAGGGGGCCUGCCUGCUGCUGACCGUGUUUGACUACGACACGCUGGGGUCCAACGACCUGGAGGGCGAAGCCUUCUUCCCCCUCCGUCACCUGCCCGGCCUCGACACCGACCAGGACCAGGCUGACGCGGGACGGGUGCCCCAGACCCGCCUCCCCCUCACACACCCCAAACCCUCCGGAGACGAGAUCCUCCGGCUGCUGGAGUCCAGGAAGGGGGACAAAGAGGCUCAGGCCUUCGUUAAGCUCCGCAAGCAACGAGCCAAGCAGUCCAAGGAGACGGAGUGAGGGAGGAGGAGAAAGACGGUCCCAAAACGAGGGGGUCCGGCCAGUGGGACCCCCGGAGUUCUGCCAGUGCUGGAGAUGGAACCGUCUGCAGGGGACAGAAGGGUCCCUGUGCCCCCAGCACCUCCCAGCGCCCAUCUCUCCCCCACCUUCAGGUAGCAAUGUUCCUGUGCAGCUGGAGAGGGUAGGCACACAGAAUUUUGGGGGAUUUCUUUGCCUGUCUGGACUAGCAACACUACAUGGGGGAUGUGAAAGUGUGUGGCUGUCCCUGCCCAUCCCCACGAGCUUGUCACUGCUGGUGCCACAUGGCCCAGCCGUGUCCUCAGCCCUCCCGUCUGCAACGCUGCGUCAGGGCAACGCAAACACAUCAUCAUUUGCUUGGGGUGGGGAGGAUGGGGACAACCCCUGGCCAAACCUGCCUUUUUUUUUUCAUGAGGAUAAGCUUCUUAUUUUAAAUUAAAAGCAACAAAGCCGA